Bufo gargarizans (Asiatic toad) is the source of this 8538-nucleotide messenger RNA. RefSeq names its product guanine nucleotide-binding protein subunit alpha-11. The record is from RefSeq and is a predicted model, not a curated record. Bases 236 to 1315 code for a protein of 359 amino acids. Gene Ontology annotation, molecular function: guanyl nucleotide binding; GTPase activity; G-protein beta/gamma-subunit complex binding. The transcript is spliced from 7 exons. Gene Ontology annotation, cellular component: heterotrimeric G-protein complex. Gene Ontology annotation, biological process: adenylate cyclase-modulating G protein-coupled receptor signaling pathway; phospholipase C-activating dopamine receptor signaling pathway; action potential. NCBI's taxonomy places the organism in Eukaryota, Metazoa, Chordata, Amphibia, Anura, Bufonidae.
GACAGAGAAGUUAGGUUGUGGCUGCUCCGGGGCUCAGAAAGCGGAAACCCCGGUCACGGCCAGGCUGGGAGGGGAAGUGCUUGGUGUCCGCCCCCUCCCUCCUCCUGUAUCCUCGGCUGGAUGCUAGGCGCCCUGUGAGGAGGCUCGGAGACCGGGGCGGUAAGUAAGUGUUCCCUUCCCCCCCCUCCCCGGGUGGGAGAGGCCCCCGGUGCGGGCCUUGGUGCCGGGGGAAGGGAUGACUCUGGACUCCAUGAUGGCCUGCUGUCUGAGUGAGGAGGUGAAGGAAUCCAAGAGGAUCAACGCUGAGAUCGAGAAGAAAAUCAAGAGGGACAAGAAGGAAUCUCGGCGGGAGCUGAAGCUGCUGCUGCUAGGUACAGGAGAAAGUGGGAAGAGCACUUUCAUUAAACAGAUGAGAAUAAUCCAUGGCUCUGGCUACUCAGAAGAAGACAAAAAGGGCUUUACCAAGCUUGUGUUUCAGAAUAUCUUUACUGCCAUGCAGUCUAUGAUUCGUGCCAUGGAAACAUUGAAAAUCCUCUAUAAGUGUGAGCAGAACAAGGCCUAUGCGCAACUUGUACGAGAAGUGGAUGUGGAAAGGGUCUGCACUUUUGAACAGCCAUAUAUCAAUGCAAUCAAAAACCUGUGGAAUGACCCGGGUAUCCAGGAAUGCUAUGAUCGGCGACGGGAAUAUCAACUGUCAGAUUCAACCAAAUAUUACUUGACAGAUGUGGAUCGUAUUUCCAAGCCAGGCUACCUGCCCACCCAGCAAGAUGUUCUGAGAGUUAGAGUGCCAACUACUGGUAUCAUUGAGUAUCCCUUUGACUUGGAAAACAUUAUUUUUAGAAUGGUGGAUGUUGGAGGGCAGAGAUCAGAGCGGAGAAAGUGGAUACACUGCUUUGAGAAUGUCACAUCCAUUAUGUUCCUUGUAGCUCUGAGUGAAUAUGACCAAGUCCUUGUGGAGUCUGAUAAUGAGAAUCGGAUGGAGGAGAGCAAGGCUCUCUUUAGAACUAUAAUUACCUACCCAUGGUUCCAAAAUUCUUCAGUCAUCCUUUUUCUAAACAAGAAGGACCUUCUUGAAGAUAAAAUAAUGUACUCUCACCUUGUAGACUACUUUCCAGAGUUUGACGGUCCUCAACGAGAUGCGACGACUGCUCGUGAAUUCAUCCUGAAAAUGUUUGUGGAUCUGAAUCCCGAUAGUGAUAAGAUAAUCUACUCACACUUCACAUGUGCCACAGACACGGAGAACAUCCGCUUUGUUUUCGCUGCUGUCAAAGACACCAUCCUACAGCUCAACCUGAAAGAGUACAACCUGGUGUGACCUGACCCCCUCUAUACAGCGUAGUAACCUCUUAUUACUACCAAAUUGUGACAUUUUAUUUUCUUCCUUUUUUUUUUUUUUUUUUUUUUUUGCCAAAUUAGUGUAAGUACAGCAUAAUGCUGUAACUCUGCCUUUGAUAGAUGUAGUGAAAUUAAAUUUUAACCGGUUUCUACAGAAAGUCUUCAAUAUGUGAGGCGAGCAAAGGCAAUGUGACCAUUCCUCUGUAUGCCCGUUUCUACCUGCCCUCCCUGCCCCAGGUUCUUUUCUCUACUUUUAUUUUACUGGGUUGCCCCUGCCAUAGUUCCUCACUGAAAUAAUUUUGUUUUAUCAAUGCUGUUAAAUUGCAAUGCAGGUUAGAACUGACUACACAAAUGACAGGGCUAACAUAUGUAUUUUUUUUUUUUCUAGGGAUGAUGGAAUCGGUUGUGUAUGUGUUUGUAUAUUGUAUCUUAUAUAUAUAAUUUUAUUUUGUGCAUAUCUUUCCCCCAUGGAAACUGGUUCCCUAGUAAUUUCACUCUUACAUUUGGCAGUGUUAUUGAAGACCACAAACCCGCAGUCUGCCAUGCUACAUUUGCGGGUAAAAAUAACGUACUCUUAUGGAUAUGCCGUUAUGGGGGCUCAUGCGCACAUCUCUAUUUUUUGCAGUGGACUGACCGUCUUUGGGUCAGUCUGCAAAACCCAGAGCAGGAGGAUAGGUCCUCUUCCCGUUUUUUUUUUUUAGUCUUCUCACCUGGAAGCCAUGUGUAUGUGCUCCAUGUUUUGUGGAUCCGUUGUAUGUGUGCAUGAGCCUUUACUGUAGUAUUCUUCCCCACAAACAAUGGUGCACCAGAAUUUCGGAGCUGCAGGGACUCCAUAUACAGCUUCUGCCAUAUGCACUGAGCUGUACUGGUUCCUGUGGACAGAACCUCCAGUAGUUUUUGCCAAAUUUCCCUAAAACCUCUUGUUUUUUGACCCCUUUUGAAGAUUAUAUUAGAGCUCUGCUUUGCUAGCCGUUUCUAAAAUAGGCUUUUAGGGAAUAGCCUUUCCCGAUUCACUAUAGUGAUCUGCAGCCUGUAUUGUACUGGUGGCUGCUGCAGGGAGUGUCCUAACAUCCUGAUUUUUGCUCCCAGACCAUUGAUCUUUGUCCCAUUAUCAUCUCGACGUCCAGCAACCACCGACGAGCUGCUGUUGGCUUAAGUGUCUCACUUGGCAUAUGUUGAUCAAAGGUGGAGUUUCAUAUUAAGAGGCAGAAAUGGGAGGUACAUUUUCAGCCAGCAACAGAGAUUGUCACACUUCUCGUGAUCUUAGAGGACCUGUCCCCUCUCCUGACAUGUCUGUUUUAGUAAUUACUUGCAUCCCCCAUGCCAGUUCUGGAACAUCUAUUCUUAUGACUGUAUGUUGUGCCAUUCCUUUAUUCCUGCUAGAAGUUAUAAAUAAUCUGGUCCUUCUGGUCUUUGUUCUCUUUACUGAAGCAAUGAUGUUCUGUACAUGCCUGUGGCUACUGAAGCCAGUGACUGGAGGCAUCAAUCAUUACAGAAUAACUAAAGGGUGGCGUGGACCACUGAAAUGGUGGGGUUUCUUUUUAUUUUCUACCCCCCCCCCCCCCCCCUUCCAUUUCGUCACAUUCCUUGCUUUUAGUUUUUAGGUUUUGUUUUGUUCUUUUUGUUUUUUGCUACAAAAUGACCAAUGCCUUUGUAUUCUAGACAUACAGAAUUUUUGCAGUUCCUCUUGAAUUUUUAUGAAGAUUUAUCUAGAUACUAAGGAGAAUGUAUUGUAUUGACACUCCCUCUAUUUAGGGCUCAUGCACACGACCGUAUCCGUUUUGCAAGUCGUGUGCACCCCGCACUUUCCCGUUUCGCACAUCCCGCACAAUUGUAGAAAUGCCUAUUCUUGUGUGCAGUACAGGAACAGGGCAAAUGGAUGCAGACAGCAUCUGUAUGUCCAUUUUUAAUUUUUAUUUUUUUAUAUACUUGGGAACAAGGCAAGUGGCCUGUGAUUGGUUGACUUUUGAUCAUUAGGAGGGAAUAUUUUUUUUUUUAAAGGACAAGUUAUACUAAUUGAAAAAAAUGGAUGCUAUUGUACGUAAUCGGUUUACCUGACUCUCCUAUAACCUUUUUAGUUUUAUUUUAUUUUUAGCCUGAUUAAAGCUGAAAGCGUUGCAUUAUUAUUUUUUAUUCUCUAUAGAAGCCUAUGUAUCAGAAAUCCUCAGCUGAAGGGCUCAUUCACAGAAGUGUGUGCCCCAUGCUGCAGACCACAAAUUGCGGUCCACAGUGCACGGGCACUAAGAUGGCACAUGUCCUAUCUUUUGCGGUGCAGAAGCACAGACCUCAAAGCCCAUGGAAGCUCUUCAUAGUGCUAUGAAGAGCUUCCCGUGGGCUUCCAAUCCAUGCCUUCGUUCUGCGCGGCUUUGUAUCUUGUAGAUUGCGGACCCAUUCAAGUCAAUGGCUGUUUGCGGUCCUCAAUACGGGCACAGUCGCAUGAAUGAGCCCUACCUGAGAAGAAAACUUGAUCAAUUUAACUAAACGUGGUGUGAAAGAGGCACGUAGAUGCUGAAUACAGAAGGAUCUUAAGUUGUCAAAGCAUUCUGUGACAUAAAAGCACAAUGCCAUAGAGGGCUACGAAUACCUUUUUAAUUUUUUGCAGUGAUGUCUGUCUACGUUAUUCCUUAAUAGAUAUAGAUAACACUAUGUACUGAUCUAGCAGAGCUGAAAUAGUUCUUGAGGUAACUUGCUUAACGUUGAUGAGAUCCCAUGAGCUUUCACUGACCGAUUUGGACCAGUUACCUCUUUGCUGUUUGUAUCGUAAUGUGUAUACGUAUCUUAUACACUCAUUCCAUGCCCACUUUUGUUUCAUUUUGAAAAAAAUUGUAUUUAUUUAUUUUUGCUUAAAGGGGUUCUCCGGGAAUAACUACUUUAUCUAAUGCCUGCCACCUCUGUAAAUAGAAUAUUCAUAGUUGCCUGCUCCCUGUUUACAGUGGUCCUACUCUCUGGCUCCCGCAUGUCCUUGUUUUGGUCUCCAGAGUGUUUACAUCCAGUGCUGCAUGGUCACAUGCUCCUCUGUAGCCUGGCUCCAGCAAUGUUGUGCCAUGUAUCAUUAUGCCCAUUUGGUGCCAGAUGUAAACACUGAGGACCGGAAUAUGGACAUGGGUUAGCCACCACUGAGGACCGGAGCGGUGGGGAGCUGUUAAGUAUGAAUGCAGGCAUUAGGUAAAGUUAUUAUUCCCUUUUUAAAGGGCAGCCUAAACUGGUGGCAGAGGUCCUGAGUGCUGGAGUCUGCUCAGUAGAAUGCCUGAGCUUGAGAGUCCAUAUAUUCUUUAGAACUUGCCUCUCCCCAAACCCACCUCCGAUUCUUAUUGGCAGCUUGUCUAAGGACCCUGUCGGUCAUGCUCUGGAGGGUUCGAAUAGUUGAUGCUCAUGAUUAUUGGGACUCCAGUUCUCUGCCCAAGCCAAGCUGGAGAAUCUCACCAGUGGUUUAAGAGAAUAACCAGCCCAAAAAUAAGUGACCUAGCAUUUCUGUUAUGGUCUCUGUUACUAGUUUAUGCUGCCCUCAGAUGAGCAGUAUAAAACUGGUGACCUUCCUAUUAAUAGGUCUCAAGGCAGCAUAUUGCCCUGUUCGCCACUAAACAGAGGACUUGCCAAAAUGCAGACCCUGCAGGAUGGAUGGAAAAUACCUAUUGUAUAUUGCACUUUCAUACCAUUUACAGUAACACUAACAGGCAGUAUGUGUGAAACCAUACCGCAACACUAAAUACAGAGUAUUCUCAAUCCAGAAGUGUUCUCCUUUUUUCUUCUAGUCCCCCUUGUAUGUGUCACAAUUGCCACCUUAACAGUUGCAAAAACACUAUUUUACACUAAAUAAAAAAUGGUUUCUUACUACUGGCAUCUAGUAUUGCACGCUUAGAUGAAUGUGGUGUCUCUUGCUGCAACUAAGAACCCUGUAGCUCAUUUAAAGGAUACAGGCUGCAAAAUGUAACCCCCUCCAAGUAAUUGUACUUUGGUAAGAAAGCCUGGCAGCUUUUCUGACUCCACUCUCCCUACAUGGAACAAUGGAGAGCUGUCUAUACCCCAUGGACUCCAGUGCACUUAUUAAAUGUGUUGCCAUUUUAAUUAAGUCAUUAUAUCUGUCUAUUCCAUCUAGAACUGACCUUUCUGUAAGUUGAUGAUUUGCUGCUGAAUUUGGUCAAGACUGCUCUUCAAGUUCUGAACUACAUUAUUACUUUCUACAAGGUUUUAAUGUGCCUUAUGAAUCUAAUUGGAAAGAGUAUUAUUCCUUAGACGUGUCAUUUUUCUCACUUCGAGAGCAGUAAUGUAUGAUAGCAAGUUCUGCUUCAAAUAUAUAUAGUUCUAUUUGGAUGUACUGUAUGGCUCAGUAUUUCUGUAAAUUCUCAAGUGUCAAGUUGGUUAGCCAGAGCUGUAUUAUGAAAUCUUUGUUCCAGUCAAGCCUUCACCAAUAUAAUCUGUUGAUUAACAUCUAAAGCAAUGUUCUCCUAUUCUGUGGCUCUCCAAUUUUUCCAAAAUCAAAUCUCCCUGCAUGCCCUCACAUCUGUCAGGUCAUACUGGGAAUUAUAGUUUUAAGGUGCUUUUCCAGGACUCAGCAGGGCGCGCCAAGCCACAUUCAUAGCACAGAACACACCUGUAGGUCAAAGUUUGUAAUAUACUGAUCUGUCCAAAGUUGUGUGGAUUGGCCUUACAGGAACCCGGUCAUGUAAAUGCUUCUCUUCUGAAAAAACAUCUUCCGGACUGGGCUAUGGAUGAGCAUUCCAUUCUGGUGUGGACAGACAGAACGAUUCUUCUCCCUUGCAGAUACCCAAACCCCAGAAGCCAACUUGUCUCUGCAUUGUCCAGGGAGAGGAAUAGUUCUGAUUCCGGAAACGGUGACUGUAAUGUCCCGUCCAUAGCCCAGGCUGGAAAGCUGCAAAAGGAUGUUAUAUUGGUAGAAGCUGGGUUUUUAGAAGAGCGUCAUUUGACCAGGUUCCCAAGCAGCUGAUCCUCACAACUUCUGAAAUGUAACUAUAUUGCACACUUACUCCUUGUAUAAUUAAAAUAGGUUUGUGGGAUUCACUGGGCCUUGGAAACCCCUUUUAAAACAGGCGGGGAGCCACAGAUUGGAUAUUUAAAGGUCUAACGGUUCUUUUCACAUAGGCCGAUUUUAUAGGUAGUUAUCCGGAAUGAACUGCUCUUUGAGCAGAGGUUAUAGCUCAUUGACUUAGCAGCAGUCAUCCCCUCUGUGUAGGGAGGAGUGCUCAUUCAUCCCCCAUACCUAUUCAUCAUUUGUUGGAAGCAGAUCCCUGUUUACACGGGGUGAUAUAAUGCCCUGGAACGAUUUUUGGGUGCCAUGUUUCACAAGCUAUCGGGUAAGAGCUUUCCUUUGAGCACUCUCCCCCGAUAAUUGUCCCGAUGACUGUCCUAUGUAAAAGACCUCAAGGCAUGUACCCUUUUGUGCUGUAGACAUUUGCUGUGCCUCUUCUCUCCUAGAGCAUUACCAGGAGAACGUAGGACACAUUAUUGGGCCAUUUUGAGGGUACAGAAGAUAUUUUUUGACCUAAGCUGUUUUUAUAAUCCAGUAGCCCAGUUAGUCUGAAAGCAGAAUGUCCUUGACAAUUUUAGCGAUUGCAUUCACUUUUAUUUUUUAGCAAAUGUUUUUAAAGCCAUAUCUUCCAUACUAUGUUAGAAUAUUCAGUUUUUAUCCAUUUAAGUAUAAAUGUCGCUCAACAUGUAUAUCUUGUGGCCAGUGAUACAUUGUGAUCAGUUUGUUGUGAAGCCAUCACUUAAUUCUUUCUCCCUGCUAAUGGUUGGGGACAUCUUAACGUUAAAACACUAACAAUGCCUCCAAUUUGAUCACUAUGUUCACAAGUAUGUUUUUAGAACUUGCCUAUCUGCCCGUUUGCACUGUUUGGGCUUUGACAUCACAUUUUGUCUUAUAAGUUUUCUGUUUCACAGCUGUUUUAUAUGAUGUACAUUAUAUAUAUAUAAAUAUAUAUAUAAUAUAUGUUUUUUAAUAUGCAUUUGUAAUUAUUGUGAAAUGCCAGCUCCCUCCCCCACAUUGCAGUUUCUUGUUGCACUGUGUAAAGAAAUGAUGAAAUAAUAAAUGCAGUACCCGGUCUUCAUCCCUGUUUGUGCACGAGAGUGGUGUCUGUUAAAUGCUCCAAGGUAAAGCUUUUCUUGUGGAAUGUUUUUCUUGUUGCCCUGGCUCUUCGUCUGCUACCCACAUCAUUUUCACCAAUUCCUCACUACAUUUUGCCAUUGCAUAUUAUUAUUUUUUCUACUUUAGUAAAAAGUGCCAAAGUUGUGGUGGUCCUGGGAUGAACACCCAAUGUGUAUAGUUCAUCCUGCCUGCCGGGUUUUUUCUUUUUGUUAAGGCACGAACACUGGUAAAUGUAUAUCUGAUCUGCUUUGUUAAGGAAUUUGAUGUAAUACAUGAAUUCAGUCUAAUUGCUAUUGUGAAUUUAUGUUUCAAGAUGUGAGUGAAUGGGAUCAAUGAGGGCUUCUGUAUAUGCUUCUAAACAUUCCUCAUUAUAGAAAACCCCAUUUUCUUUAGCUUUGUUGCAUAUUUAUCAGACCCCUAUCUAAGUGUACUUCCUAUUUCAAGCAACAGUUCUAUCCUAUAAUCCUUGCUAAGAUAUCUUAUUAUAUACACGUAGCUAUUGCUUUAUUUUAUUUUCUUUGGGAGGGGGGUAUGUUCAUGGCAUUUUCUGUGAAGGCAACACUUUUUUCUUUCAAUAUUUUGUUAGGGGGCUUCUGUAUGGAGAAAAUGAGUGAGUUAUUUCAUAAAAAUAUUGGCAUAGUAUUUCAUGUAACGGGGCACAAGGCUGAUUACCCAUUCCAAACCUGGCAGAAAUAUUAAUGUUUUGUGGAGUAUAUAUGUGAUACGGGUCACUUGUUAUAUCUACAACAAAUUUGAAGCAGUCUCCAUUAAAGACUAUCAGAACUUCCAGACUGAGGCAAAGUUCUUGAUAACCUCUGAGAAAAGAGGACUUUUCUGGGCAAGAACUUGCACAAAUUUCUUCCUUUUUGGCAUAAAACAACUGAAUUUUGCAGCUCAUUUAAAAUAACGCAUACAGAUUUUAUUUUUGUUAGCCACUUGAUGAUGACCCCCCCCCCCCCCCCCCCCCCCCAUUCUUGUCUUAUUUUCGCUUUUCCUAAAUGCUUUGGUUUUUGUGUCCCAUGUGCCCCCUAUUGGCCAGAUGCACACUGGAAUUUGAUUUUCAUACUGUGCUCCUUAAAAUAAAUUGUUUGAAAUUGGAA